Messenger RNA from Brassica rapa (field mustard), 4170 nucleotides. Its product is annotated as probable manganese-transporting ATPase PDR2. Gene Ontology annotation, biological process: transmembrane transport; intracellular calcium ion homeostasis. The record is from RefSeq and is a predicted model, not a curated record. Lineage: Eukaryota; Viridiplantae; Streptophyta; Magnoliopsida; Brassicales; Brassicaceae. Gene Ontology annotation, cellular component: endoplasmic reticulum membrane. Gene Ontology annotation, molecular function: ATP binding; P-type ion transporter activity; ATPase-coupled monoatomic cation transmembrane transporter activity.
AACUGGAAAUAAGAGGGUCUGCAUAAGUAAAUGAAAGAAAAAAAACGAUCCAGUGUGAAUCGAACAUCUCUUUGGGGGAGGAACCUCAGACGUGAGGCGUGAAGGUGAAGGAGACGAACGAGAUUGCGAUUCCUUUCCGUUACGCCGUAACUGUAAACCCUAGCUUAGAUCCUCCCCGAUUCAAGCUCAAUCCUAGCUUACAGAAGUUUAGAUCACUGACGGCGACCUAGGGUUUUCGUUUCGAGAUGUCGAGCUUUCGCGUGGGAGGGAAGGUAGUGGAGAAGGUUGACUUGUGCAGGAAGAAACGCUCGGCGUGGCGUUUGGAUGUUUGGCCGUUUGCGAUUCUGUACGCCACGUGGUUGACUACGAUCGUGCCUAGCUUAGACUUCACUGAUGCUUUGAUCGUGUUUGGUGGCCUUCUUGCUUCCCACAUCUUGGUUUUGCUUUUCACUAUGUGGUCUGUGGAUUUCAAGUGUUUUGUCCAGUUUAGCAAGGUUAACAGUAUCAGCCAGGCGGAUGCGUGUAAAGUCACACCAGCCAAGUUUUCUGGGUCUAAAGAAGUUGUGCCUCUUCAUUUUCGUAGCCAAAUGACUGGUUCGUCAUCCUCUGGAGACACGGAAGAAAUAUUCUUUGACUUCAGAAAGCAGCGUUUUAUGUACUCGAAAGAGCUGGGAGCCUUUUCCAAGCUUCCUUACCCCACAAAGGAAACAUUUGGUCAUUAUCUCAAAUGUACUGGUCAUGGUACGGAAGCUAAGGUCGCAACAGCCACUGAGAAGUGGGGAAGGAACGUAUUUGAUUAUCCGCAACCUACAUUCCAGAAGCUAUUGAAAGAAAACUGCACGGAACCAUUUUUCGUAUUUCAGGUUUUCUGUGUGGGUCUUUGGUGCUUGGAUGAAUUCUGGUAUUACAGUGUGUUCACACUAUUCAUGCUUCUCAUGUUCGAGUCAACAAUGGCAAAAAGUCGCUUGAAGACAUUAACCGACCUAAGACGUGUUAGGGUGGACAGUCAGACUGUGAUGGUUUAUCGAUGCGGGAGGUGGGCGAAGCUCUUAGGCACUGAUCUACUGCCAGGAGAUGUUGUAUCUAUUGGGAGGCCGUCUACCCACACUGGAGGGGAGGAUAAGACAGUACCAGCCGACAUGCUUUUACUUGUAGGAAGUGCUAUCGUAAAUGAAGCCAUUUUGACAGGCGAGUCAACUCCCCAGUGGAAGGUUGCAAUUGCUGGCGAGGGAUCUGAUAAGAAGUUAUCGAUCAAGAGGGAUAAAAAUCAUGUUUUAUUUGGCGGGACCAAGAUCUUACAACAUUCACCUGACAAGACAUUCCCUCUGAAAACCCCUGAUGGUGGCUGUCUAGCUGUUGUUCUCCGAACUGGAUUUGAGACAAGCCAAGGAAAGCUAAUGCGGACAAUUUUAUUUUCUACAGAGAGGGUUACUGCAAACAGCUGGGAGAGUGGUCUGUUCAUAUUAUUUCUAGUUGUGUUUGCCGUGAUAGCUGCGGGCUAUGUUCUUGUAAAGGGUCUCGAGGAUCCUACAAGGAGCAAAUAUAAGCUCUUGCUAGGCUGUUCAAUUAUCAUCACCUCAGUGAUCCCGCCAGAAUUGCCUAUGGAAUUAUCCAUUGCUGUCAACACGUCAUUACUUGCUCUUGCACGUCGUGGGAUCUUUUGCACAGAGCCUUUUAGGAUUCCUUUUGCCGGGAAGGUCGAUUUGUGCUGUUUUGAUAAGACUGGUACACUCACGUCAGAUGACAUGGAAUUUCGUGGAGUUGGGGGCUUGGCUGAUGGUGAAGAAGCAGAGACUGAUAUGAGCAAGGUUCCCGUACGCACAUUAGAGAUUUUGGCGUCGUGUCAUGCUUUAGUCUUUGUAGACAACAAGCUGGUUGGUGAUCCUCUUGAGAAGGCUGCACUUAAAGGAAUUGACUGGAGUUACAAAUCUGAUGAAAAGGCGUUGCCGAAAAGAGGAAAUGGCACCUCGGUGCAGAUAAUGCAGAGAUACCAUUUUGCUUCGCAUCUGAAGAGAAUGUCAGUUAUCGUUUGUAUUCAGCAGGAAUAUUUUGUGUUUGUGAAGGGUGCCCCAGAGACCAUCCAAGAUAGACUUGUGGAUGUGCCAGCAGCAUAUAUCGAAACAUAUAAGAGAUACACACGCCAAGGAUCUCGAGUUCUGGCCCUUGCAUUUAAACGACUUCCUGAUAUGACGGCCAGUGAAGUUAGAGACAUGGACCGAGAUGCUGUUGAGAAUGACCUUACUUUUGCUGGGUUUGCGGUCUUCAAUUGCCCCAUUAGAUCAGAUUCAGCUACCGUUCUUUUAGAGUUGAAGAAUUCAUCCCAUGACUUGGUGAUGAUUACAGGUGAUCAGGCAUUGACAGCUUGUCAUGUUGCAAGCAAAGUGCAUAUUGUAUCAAACCCAGUCUUAAUUCUUAGCCAAUCAAGGCCUGGAGCUGAAUAUAAGUGGAUGUCACCUGAUGAGAAGGAGAUCAUACCCUACAGUGACAAAGAGAUCGAAACCCUUGCUGAAACGCAUGAUUUAUGCAUUGGAGGAGACAGCAUUGAAAUGCUACAGGCUACAUCGGCUACUGUGAGAGUCAUUCCAUUUGUUAAAGUUUUUGCGAGAGUUGCUCCACAGCAGAAGGAGCUAAUCUUAACCACCUUUAAAGCGGUAGGAAGGGGAACUCUGAUGUGUGGGGACGGGACAAAUGAUGUUGGAGCAUUGAAGCAGGCCCAUGUUGGAGUUGCCUUACUGAAUACUGUCACUCCCUCGGAAUCGUCUAAAGAUGAUCCUAAGUCGAAGUCAAAAAAGCCAAAACAACCAUCAGAACCAGCUAGCAAAACCGCAAUUCAGAAUGGAGAAGGAUCGUCAAAGGCGAAGGCCCCACCCCAAAACCGCCACUUAACUGCUGCGGAAUUGCAGAGACAAAAGUUAAAGAAGAUGAUGGAUGAACUAAACAGUGACGAAGGUGAUGGCCGGUCAGCACCCGUGGUAAAACUCGGGGAUGCAUCAAUGGCAUCUCCCUUCACAGCAAAACACGCGUCGGUUGCUCCAGUGACGGACAUAAUCCGACAGGGUCGCAGUACACUAGUGACGACUCUUCAGAUGUUCAAAAUUCUCGGUCUCAACUGUCUCGCCACAGCUUAUGUACUAAGUGUUAUGUACUUGGAUGGUGUGAAGCUCGGUGAUGUCCAGGCAACAAUCAGCGGCGUAUUAACAGCUGCGUUUUUCCUCUUCAUAUCCCACGCUCGACCGCUUCAAACCCUCUCUGCAGAGCGACCCCACCCGAGUGUCUUCUCCGUGUACCUCUUCCUCUCUCUCCUUGGACAGUUCGCUGUCCACAUAACCUUCUUGAUCUACUCCGUGAAGGAAGCUGAGAAACACAUGCCCGAGGAAUGCAUCGAACCAGACGCCACGUUCCAUCCUAACCUGGUGAACACGGUGUCGUACAUGGUGAGCAUGAUGCUUCAGGUGGCGACUUUCGCUGUGAACUACAUGGGACACCCCUUUAACCAGAGUAUCAGAGAAAACAAACCUUUCUUCUACGCGCUCAUCGCUGGAGCAGGGUUCUUCACGGUGAUUGCAUCUGAUCUGUUCAGGGACCUGAACGAUUCGCUAAAGCUGGUGCCUCUGCCUGAAGGUAUGAGGGAUAAGCUUCUCCUCUGGGCUUUGCUUAUGUUCGUCAUCUGCUACUCGUGGGAGAGGUUGCUCAGGUGGGCUUUCCCUGGUAAGAUUCCUUCGUGGAAGCAUAAGCAGAGAAGUGUCACUGCGAAUCUGGAGAAGAAGAAGAAGGUAUGAUCAGAAGAGCCAGACAGGGUUAUAGGUUCAGGUAAAACAAUCAAAAAAUACAAUUUUAACUCCGAGAGAGAUGUUGGGUUUUGGGAUCUUGUUUUUGCUGAAGCUUUGAAGACAUGAGCAUAGGUCUCUCUGGUUAAGACAUUUGGUUCUCAUUUCUUAACUUUGUUUUUGGUUACUCUCUAAGAAGAAGAAGCGCACAUUUCUCAAAUACUUGAAUUAAAAUGUAAGGGGUUUACAUUAGUCUCUACCUCUUGUUCCUUGCUUCCAUUUUAUUUCGUUUCUCAGUUCUGUUUAGAGGAUCUGAAAACUUGUAUGCCUGUUUUCGAAACAUUAAAUCAGACUUGAGACCUGUUACACUGCUAGACUAAUAAAUUGAAACCAGUCAAAACGA